AUGGCCCUGUGGAUGCGCCUUCUGCCCCUGUUGGCCCUGCUGGCCCUCUGGGAGCCGAACCCUGCCCAGGCUUUUGUCAACCAGCACCUUUGUGGCUCCCACCUUGUGGAGGCACUCUACCUGGUGUGUGGGGAGCGUGGCUUCUUCUACACACCCAAAUCCCGUCGUGGAGUGGAGGACCCACAAGUGACACAGCUGGAGCUGGGUGGCGGCCCUGGAGCAGGUGACCUUCAGACCUUGGCACUGGAGGUGGCCCAGCAGAAGCGCGGCAUUGUGGAUCAGUGCUGCACCAGCAUCUGCUCGCUCUACCAGCUAGAGAACUACUGCAACUAG
Messenger RNA from Cricetulus griseus (Chinese hamster), 333 nucleotides. NCBI's taxonomy places the organism in Eukaryota, Metazoa, Chordata, Mammalia, Rodentia, Cricetidae. The record is from RefSeq and is a predicted model, not a curated record.